Molecule: messenger RNA, 12808 nt
Organism: Lindgomyces ingoldianus
Lineage: Eukaryota; Fungi; Ascomycota; Dothideomycetes; Pleosporales; Lindgomycetaceae
Exons: 4
Coding region: 492-12395 (3967 amino acids)
Biological process (GO): proteasome-mediated ubiquitin-dependent protein catabolic process; protein polyubiquitination; positive regulation of protein catabolic process
Molecular function (GO): ubiquitin-protein transferase activity
Source: RefSeq, a predicted model, not a curated record
AACACCACCACCCUCUCCCAACACUCUCCCCCAACACCCACCUCUUCCCUUCUGUCCACACUGCACGAGGCCGUCAACUAGCGUCUUUGGCCACCAACGCCCCGCCAAAGUCCUGUCGCUGCUUUGCUCUUGGAGAUCCACGCCUGCACCGUGGUUUCCCGCGAGCAAGCUCCCACCCGCGCCUUCCUACUCCCCCUCCUCAACACCUGCCGCUUUCUUCCCCUCAUACGCGCCGACUUUCUCUUACCUCUGAGCGGCAGCUUCACACCAACUGUGCUCACCAGACGGAGCCGCCAGCUCCUUCUCUGGUCUUCUUGUUUCCCUCUGCAAGCUCCUCAGCCUUCACAUCUAGCAGGCAUUGCCCCCCCCCCUCCCGGUUGCCAUCACCACCCAUUUCUGGCGUCGCCUUGGACGCUCGCCCGUGCUCCUCGGGCCAACAGAUAAGGCAUUGCAUGUGAGGCCGGCCCGCCUUCCGCGCCCCUCGCUUCGCCAUGCCCAAGAUCAAGAAGCAGGCCACUUCUCGACAUGAGUCGACUCUGUCACCUAUGAUAGCCGACUUUGUCAAGGCCACGGCCUCAAUACCGCUCUUCCAGCUGCCCGCCCACCUGGCCUCGUUCCCGAAGCAGUGGCCCUUUCCCCGCGGCGACACGUAUCAUUGGAUCCCCGUGCUGAACCGCUUUGAUCGCAUCCUAGAACUGUUCAGCCAAGAGUAUGGCCUGGUAGAUGGACCGCAAACACAGCCCUUUCAGCGGCGCCUGCUGCUCAAAGGCGACGCAGAGGACGGCCAGGCGACAGCAGAACAAGCCGCGACUGAUGCCAUUCUGGAUAAGCUGCACAUGCCGCACGAUGCCGACCGCGACCUGAUCGAGCAAGUCCUCAACUUCACGCGCGUGCUCCUGGAGAACUGCGGCAAUCGGAGCCUCUAUUCUAGCAGCGGCCACUUGGACAAGCUCCUCAACACAACCUCAGUUUCACUCCUGAAGACAACGCUUCGGCUGAGUCUUCGUCUUGCCCAGAGAUAUCACGCCGCGCGCAUGCGUCUCGCUCCGACGGCUAUGCAUCCCACGCUUUUAGCAGGUCACUACAACUUUAAUCUGGACAAGGUUCAGAAGCUGGCUGCCCCCUUUGCUAAAGGCCCCCAGACUGCAACACCCGCACUUGCCACGCCAUCUCACAAGGGCAAAGAAAAGGCAUUCGGCGAUCGCCGGACUGACUCGGACAAGAUGAAUUCCGCGGAUCUGGUUGCGCUCGUUUCGAUGCCCGACGCUGUAGUGAAGCAUGAGUUUGGUGGAGUUCUAAUCUCUUACUAUGAGUCCUCGUCUACUACUAGAGAAGGUAGCAGCAAGUCUGGACCGACGAACGAUGUCCCUGCUACGCCAACACCGGUCCGACGAACCUCACACAUUCGUCCCACCCAGGUGCCUCGCCAACCGCAGACCCCGCCAGCCAUCGAUUCUCCACUUUCUCCAUUCCAUGAGUCCGAGAAGAGCCAUCGCUCAGGCCCCAAGACGUUUGAGCUUUCCAUAGACACAGUGUCCAAGACCAACGUGCACGAGCUGUUAAAGCAAGGUCUCGCCGAGCUCCCCGAGAGUGUGCACUAUGAGUUGCUUCACAAGCUCCGAAUUAUUCAAUCUCUUGAUGCAGGCCAGGCUGGCCGGGAGGAUGCACUUGCCAUCCGGCUGUUGGCUAUUGCGAACAUGGGCUAUGUGCAUGGAGAGAAGGACUUCUACCAGAAAUUAGGUCAACAAGAUUCGGAUGAGCCCCGUCGUUUGCAGCUAGCGUAUCAGUUGUCCGAACUCGUUCAUCCGCCGGGGAACGGGGAAAUGGGCGUGUCCAAGGAACUCCAAGCGUUCGCCCUCAAUGCGCUAGAGGCUUUGGCAAAACACAAGACUAAGGCCCCCGACGUUUGCUCGGCCCUCAAUGUCAAUGUCAAUCACGGCGUUUUGUUUUACGUUGUCCGAAAGGCCGUGGCUGAACUCGGCAAGGAAGAAGAGCCAAGCGACACUCUGGAAGACGACGAGUGGCGAGAUGCGCUGUUCUCUCUUCUCAAUACCCUCCCGACAGCCCAGCCACGAACGGGUGAAGGCAUGGUUUCCGCUGGACUCCUAGAGAUCUUGGUUGACGUGCUGAAGUUUCGAACUACUAAAGCAGAACGAAAUCAGCCAAAGGUCCUUAAUUUCUUCGACACCUUUGUUCACAACCUGCGUGAUGCCUUUCAAGCAUUGGUCAAUGCCGGUGGACUUACGACUAUUGCUGAGCUAACAUCCUACGAGGUCGAUACAUCUAAGAAAUUGGCUGAAGAGGGGAGGGGAAUACCGGCCGAGUACAAAACCCAGCUCACGGAUUAUCAGAUCCCAUUCCACCACCAGCAAACGCUCCGGUGGCUUUUCAAAUUUGUGAACCACAUGAUGUCCCAUACCGGCGCCAACUUUGAUCGCUUGAUGCGGAACCUGAUUGAAUCUGCACAAUUGCUUAGCGGUCUACGCACUGUGCUCUCUAGCUCGUCCAUAUUUGGAUCAACGGUGUGGAGCAUGGCUGUUAACAUCCUGACAAGUUUCAUACAUAAUGAACCAACAAGUUAUGCAGUCAUCGCCGAAGCUGGUUUGAGCAGAGCUUUCCUUGAGACUGUCACGCAGCAACCAAUUCUGGAGCUUUCCGUAGAGCCCCAACCCAACGAGGAUAAUAACGAAGCGGAACCACCAGCGAAUCCCUCCUCAAAUCAUCAGCCCCAAUUGCGGAACAUUUCUCAGCCUUACCCGCCUCGUGAUAGGCCCUUAGCCGAAGGCAUCUUGCCCGUAGCUGAAGCUAUCUCGACCCUACCUCCUGCUUUUGGAGCUAUCUGCCUCGCCGAAGCGGGCAUGAAGCUCUUCAAAUCAUCUUCAGCGCUUCAGAGCUUCUUCGAGAUAUUCGAGAGCGCCGCUCACAUCAAAGCCCUCGAUGUGGAUCCCGACAUGCCGACCUUAAUCGGGAACUCUUUUGACGAACUAGUUCGUCACCAUCCACAACUGAAGACCGAAGUACUCGCAUCUUUAAGUGAGAUGAUUGCACGUGUGGUUCAACUGUGUUCUGCAAAAGCCGAAAAAGAUGGUGUCGGCACUAAGCUCUGGAUCGAGGACGUGAAUGGGCGAAUACUUGUAUCAGGUGGACGCCAAGCACUUCUUGGCCCAGGCGGCCCAAUCCAUGAGGAGCUAUCCGCAGUCUCGGACAAUCGUGAUGAUAUCGAAAUGCAAGAUGCCGACGCUAGUGAACCCCUCAACGCGUUGAAUGAAGAGGUUACCAUCAAUCAGGUCGUCGAGACAGAGGAUAGCACAUCUGGACCGACAACGAGCCAAUACAUCAGCGUUGUAUGUCGCUUUCUCGGAGGAUUUUUCUCUAACCAUCAAUUAUGUUCGUCAUACAUUGAAUCGGAUGGGGUGGAGUCUAUCCUCGACUUUGCAACGCUUCCUUGCCUGCCCUAUAAGUUCAACGAGCCACACUCUACGAGCGAGGAAGUUGGUCGGGUCAUUCAAGUGCUUGUGGAUCAGAAACCUCACAUUACUGUACCAGCGAUACUUAAACGGUCUCAGCGCGCUUUGGAUCGACUUGAACCUCUGAUGCGACACACUGGAAAGGAAGCCUUCUUUGCGCCUUUUACUUCCCUCACACCUCCUAGCAGUUUGACUUCUCUUGAACGCCAGGAAGUCUUGAGCCAUGGAACCGAAUUCGCGAAGUCACUUGUUACCGUGCACACCCUUUGCAAUGCCUUGACCAUAACAUUCCAGGCCCAAAUCUUCAACCACCGCUCGACGCACAAUGUCUUUAGUACAAUCAAUCUGGCAGAUAUGUAUGCUCGUGUCGUGGACAGCCUCGGGCGACUUCACCGGAGCUGCGUCUGGGAGGAGAUCCUUUUGCAAAAGAAUAUGCCGACUGAAUGGGAAAAGGAUACCCGCAUUAAAAGCUCAGGCUUCGGGACUGACGAAGCAGAUGAUGUUUUACGGAUUGGGAAUAUAGAUGAGACGCCUGAAGAGUUAGUUGAGGGUUCUAGUAGCGACGGUGCCGCAUCAACCUCUAACGGGGCAGACGCGGCUGUCACUCAGAAUGGCUCUCGUCAGAGCCAAGACAGCGUGCGAUUUAGGAAUACCCAAACGUUGCGAUACCUUCUUAGCAAGGUGCCUACAGGAAUCGCGCCCUUCUUUCAGUCACUUGGAAAGCUCCUUUUGUUUCGACGAAGUCUUGACACCUACCAGAGACAAUGCGCCGUUAUUGUUUCCGACCAGCUAGGCAAAGCCGCCAUUGAUCAGCUGCAGUUUGAAGGCCCAUUGAAUUCCAAGUCGCCGGAAGACAAAUAUGCGUAUUGGAUUGUCAUCCUGUCCUCUGUUUCUCAGUUGAUGAUAGAUAACGGUUUGGAGCGAGGAUAUUCUCAAGCAUUGACACUAAUUCUAAAUUCUUUCAAGAACCUUGGUGGCUUAAAAGUUCUCGCGGACAUCCUUGACACAUUUUAUGACGCCGCUAUAUAUAUUGUCAAACAGCAAGGAAAUGAGAUGAAGGGAGAUACACAGCGGGUCCUCAAUCUUUCAUUGGGGGGAAUCAAGAUUAUAUUGGCAUUUUACGGACAGAUUACAAGCACUAAGCUUGUCAAUGAAGCCCCUCAGACCACUUCAAUGCAAUCGCGACCGGAACGCGAUCUGGAUCGACCGGAUUUCUUCCUCGCAGCGCCGUUCCUCGUCGAGAUGAGAUACGCAGUCAUCAAACCAGUAGAGAAGAUAUGGAACUCUGAGCUCAUCGAUAAAGCCACCACAUCGAUUGUGAAGACUUCUAUAAGUAUUCUCAAGACCGUGCUGGAUGGCGAUACUGAGAAUGGAGCGUACAAGAGUGCGGAUAAGAUUCCAAAACGUAGCAAGCCCAGAAUCAAGCCGUGGGAGCCGCGUAGUGAAGACCAUUUACAACGUCUUAAAGAAGGAGGCUAUGAAGAGAGUCUUGCUCUGGAAGCCCUGUAUCGGUGCUGCGACAAUUACACGACAGCGCGGGAGUACUGCCAGAACCAAACGCGUCACGCUCGAGCCUCGCGGAACCCUCUUCCGACUUACGAAGUGGAGCGCCGAAGCCUACCUAACACUACCCCAAGCAGGGCAGAAGUCAUUGUUCCCGAGACUGUAGAUAAUGCCAGUGUUUCCACUGGCAACGAUGCCGACGACAGUGAAGAUCCAGAAGCUCCCGACUCACAUUCAGUCGAGAUGGAAGAUGUCGACGAGCACCAGGACGGCGAGGAAGGGAGUUCAAAGACUCCAGUACCAGACAUCCAAGUUCCAGGGCCAGCGGACACAUUGUGGAAUGGACCAGCCUAUCUCACAAGAAUGAACGUUGGAAAUAGCUCCGACUAUGUUGCCGUUGAUGCCCUGGACGAAGAGCGAGCAAAUCUUCGGAAAACACUUAUAGAUCGCUCUUUGGAUAUUCUCAAUUCCCAUGAUGAUGUUACCUUUGAGUUAGCCGAUUUAAUUUCUGCUGCAGUAGCUAAGGCCCCUGAACCGGCAGCCAUGCGUACGGAGAUUGGUUCAACUCUUGUUCAAUCGCUUAUCUCCCUACAAACUGGGGACGACUUCCGAGAAAAUGGUAAGAAGAUUGCUGCGUCUGCUCACUUACUGGCACUUGUCAUCCAGGACAAAGAAUUUUAUAAUUCGAUUGUAGAUGAGCUAAAAGAGAGCUUUGCGGUUCUUCUUGAAUUCAUCAAGAUAUUCCCCGACCAGUCACAAGAGGAAUGCUCGCCCUGGAUUGGGUCUGUGCUUCUAAUUGUUGAACGCCUUCUAGCUGAAGACCAACUUCCCUGUCAAAUUCAAUGGACACCGCCCACAGCCGAAGAUCACGAAGAGACAACGGUAGAACAGCUACCAGAUCCCAUUGUCUCCAUGGAUGAAAAGAAUCAGAUGUUUGAUGCCAUUCUUGAGAUCCUCCCACGCAUUGGAAAGGACGAGUCCCUUGCUCUGUCGAUUAUACGCGUCCUCGUGAUGCUUACACGCUCUCGGACGAUGGGCCUCCGAUUGUCGGAGAAGCGUAAUAUCCAACGACUUUUCCUAAUGAUCAAACAACUUGCUGGCAUCACAAAUGAAGGGCUUCGAAGUGCAUUCAUGCUUGUUUUACGCCAUAUUAUCGAAGACGAUAUCAUAAUCCGUCAGAUCAUGCGAAGCGAGAUACAGACAAUGUUCGAAUCGCGGGAUCGGAGACAGACUGACACGACUGGAUACACGAGGCAAAUGUAUUAUCUGGCCCUCCGCGCCCCAGAGAUUUUCGUGGAAAUCACCAAUGAGAAGUUGCAGCUUGCACGCUUUGAUCCAAACCAGCGACCUCAAACUCUUGUCUUAAAAAAGGAAGAACCUCCUAUCCAACAUGCUGAGGCUUCUGGUCCUGAAGGCUCGUCUAACGCUAAAUCCGAGGAACAUGGCACUCCAAAGGCUUCGGAUGAGCCAAAGAAUGGCCCCUUCAUUGAGAGGACUAAGACCUCCGAUCUCAAAUUGCCGGUUGUUGAAAAUCCGGACGGAGUGAUUCACUACCUCCUUUGCGAACUAUUGGCUUACAAAGAAGUCGACGAUAAGGUUGAUGUUUCAAAGGAUAUGGAGAAAACUAACGAGGCACAGGAGUCCUCUCAGCCCGCUUCUGGACCUCCCUCUGGAUCUCCCGGUUCCAGCACAGAACAGAGCAAGCCCGAAAAGAUUGCAUUCAAAGCCGAUGCGCAUCCGAUUUACAUCUACCGUUGCUUCAUCCUCAAGUGUCUAGCAGAACUACUUCAGAGUUACAAUCGUACAAAGAUCGAGUUCAUCAACUUUUCAAGGAAGGCAGACCCGCACACCAUGACACCAUCCAAACCUCGAUCUGGUGUUCUCAACUACCUCCUCAACGCGCUAGUUCCGGUGGGUACUUUAAACCACGAAGGCGACUUAGUUUUGAAAAAGAAGGUGGCAACCUCGAAUUGUGCGAUCGAUGUUAUCGUGUCGCUAUGUGCCAAGACUGGGGAGAAUGGUUUUCCGAAACUGGGCUUAGGCUCCUCCCCCUACAUUGAAACCGAGCCCGACCUCCUAUUCGUGCGAAAAUUCGUUCUGGAACAUGCUUUGAAGGCAUUCAGAGAUGCGAGUGCCUCCGACGAACCUUUGGACAUGAAGUACUCUCGCCUCUUGAAUAUUGCAGACAUCUUCUCAAAAAUGGUCUCCCAACGUUCCGAUGGGACCAUGCUUAGCCAGAAUGCUGAACUCACGCCUGCUCUAAAGCAAAUGGCGAAGAUCAUGUACGAGAAGAACUUUAUCACCAUCCUAAACGCAGCUAUUGCGGAUAUUGACCUCAACUUCCCCAAUGCAAAACGCGCGGUGAAGUAUAUUCUCAAGCCUCUCAAAUGGCUCUGUGCUGUUGCUGUGGAUCUCAGCACGCAGUACGAUACAUCUUCGACUCCCGAAACCACGGACGAAUAUGAGAUAUCCACAGCGUCUGAUGAUGAUCUGGUCGGCCCCACCCGUGAAGAAACUCCAGAUCUCUUCCGUAACUCUACUCUAGGCAUGUAUGAGCCACCGCACGAGUCUGAAUCUGAAACAUCAGAGGACGAAGAGGACGACGAAAUGUACGACGAUCAAUAUGCCGACGAAAUGGAGUACGAUGAGGAGAUGGGCGACGAGGAUGUUAUUUCUGACGAAGAUGAGGAGAUGGGCGACAUGGGUCCCAUUGAAGGUCUUCCAGGAGACGGCGGUAUCAACGUGGAGGUUAUGUUAGACGAUGGGGAGGACAUUAUAUCUGAUGAAGAGGACGGCACUGAGGAAGAUGACGAGGAUGACGAGGAUGAGGGUGAUGAAGAUGAGGACGACAUGAAUGACAUGGAGGGAAUCGAAGAUAUGGAAGAAAUAACAGGGGAUGAUGAAAACGCUAGCCUCGUAGAUGGCGGCGAGGAUGAUUGGAGUGACGAUAACGGCGAAGAUUACGUUGGUACUGCUGAGGUAGAUGGAGGGGACCUUGGCUCUCCCCAUGGUGGCCUCGGCCACUUCAUCCCUCCUCCGGAGGUCCUUGAGCAGAUAGCUGGUGAUAUGGGUGUUGACCCAGAUGAGUAUUUGGAAGACGAGAUGCCAGACGAAGAUGAGGAAGAUGACGAAGAUGACUACGACGAGGAAGACAUUGUCUACAACCCAGGUCUUGAAGAUGACGAUGGCAUGCCUGAUUUGGGCUGGGGCUGGGACGAUCCAGCACCAGUUCGCCAUACCCACCGGCUUAACCCAUGGAUGUUCCCUGGAGGACCCAACGAUCGUAUUCUUGUUCCGGCAUAUCGAUCGCACAGACCUGGUGCUGGUCCUAGAACAACAGAUGACGGAGUAAACCCACUUCUCCAGCGAACAGGCCGUUCAUCUGGCCGAGUAAUCGCGGAUGCCGCGCUCCCUGGUCUCCGCAAUGAGGGUAUGAGUGACUGGGUACACGCCAUUGAUGGCCGUGGUCCACGAGUCUUUCCAGCAGACGGACCCGUGUCUUUCAUCAGCAACUUACUGAGCGCAAUGAGCCAGGGUGCGCCGUCACUUCAGUCACGUGACGGCACAUUUAGACUUUCCUUUAACAACGUUCCAAUUGGCUUACCCCCACCCUUCGACCCGGGCUUCCGUCGGGAGAUGCAACGUGCUAGAGAACAGCAACUUGCCCGCUCUGGUCGUGAGGACCCUCAAUCAGCUGUCGCGUUUGCAAAGGCUUUCACUGCUCAGCGGUGGCAAGAGGAAGCCAGGGUUCUCUAUGGUGCUGGAGCCAUUGAGAAGAGCCAGCGUGUAAUUAAUUCUAUCCUCAAGCUUAUGGUUCCUCCCGCAAUUGAAGCAGCUAAGAAGCGACAAGCGGAGAAGGAGGCUGAGAAUGCGCGUAAAAUAAAGGAAGAACAAGAGCGGAAAGAGCAGAAGGAGCGUGAAGAACGGGAAACGAAAGAGCGCGAAGAGCGGGAGCGGCUGGAACGUGAAGUUGCCGAGGCUGAAGCCCUAGUGGCCGAGGGAAGUGCGAGUGGUGAGCCCACAGAAGAGUCAACGUCUAUGCCGCAAGACCAGGUAAUGGAAGGCGUAGAAGCUCAACCCGCUGCUGAAUCAAGCGCAGAGGCAGGCCCUUCUGAGCCAGUGCAGCGUAUCACGACGAAUAUUCGAGGUCGCGAGGUCGACAUUACUGGCUUGGGGAUUGAUUUGGAGUUCUUGGAAGCUUUGCCAGAGGAUCUGCGGGAAGAAGUCUUGAUGCAGCAGAUUCAAGAGCAACGUGCCCAGCAAAAUCAAACUGGGCAGCAACAGUCUGACAUCGACCAAGACUUCCUCAACGCAUUACCUCCAGAGAUUCGACAGGAGUUAGUCCAGCAAGAACAAGCGGACCGCCGGCGCCGUGAACGUGAAGAAGCACGCCGCCGGAGCCAGACAAAUGGCCCGGCUCGUGGUGAAGAUAUGGAUCCUGCUAGUUUCUUCGCGUCUUUGGACCCAGGUCUACGUCAAGCUGUCCUCAUGGAACAGGAUGAGGAUGUUUUGGCUCAGCUGCCCCCCGAAAUCUCAGCAGAAGCUCGAGCAUAUGGGGGAGACCGUCGUCUAAAUCAGUUCAGCGAUUUCCUUCCUGGAACCUUCCGUCGGGGAGGAGAGCGGCGCAACCAGCAAGACGAUCAGGUUCAAAAGAAGAAGGCUCGCCCAUGUGUACAAAUGUUGGAUAAAGCUGGAGUUGCUACCCUACUUCGGCUUAUGUUCAUUCCUCAGACUGGUAGUGCCAAAGCUAGCCUCAGCCAUAUUUUGAGGAAUGUCUGUGAGAACCGACAGAAUCGCGCCGAAGUUAUCAGCAUUCUACUCUCGAUUUUACAAGACGGCAGUGCCGAUGUCAACGCGGUCGAACGUAGCUUUGCGCAGCUCUCCCUUCGGGCGAAACAACCUCAGCAGGGUGCUGACAAGACACCAAAGAUCAAUACCCGCAAACAUGGGACUUUUUCAAUCAACUCAGAGGUGUCACCUUUGAUGGUAGUUCAGCAAUGCCUUCAAACCCUGUGGCAGCUUACAGAUAAGAACCCUCCGGUCUGGUCAUUCUUCCUAACCGAGCAUGAGACCGCUGUGGGUUUCAAGAGCCGGAGCAGUCGCAAAGGAAAGGCGAGAGAGACGAAAGCCACGAGAUAUCCCCUCAACGCGCUCCUUGGCCUGUUGGAUAGGAAGCUGAUUAUCGAGAGCUCCACUAUCAUGGAACAGCUCACGACACUUCUGCGAGUUAUCACUGGCCCUCUGCAAGUAAUCAAAAAAGAAAAGGAGAAAGCCGCAGAAGAAGCUAAAAAGAAAGAGGCAGCUGCCAUAUCUGGAGAGGGCCAGUCAAUUGAAGCGCCCACUCCUUCAGGCGAACAACCUGAACCCCGGCCCGAGGGUUCUCAGCAAGGUGGGGACGCUGAAAUGGUCACCGAGUCAGAACCAAUCAUACAGGAACCACAACAGGGCGAGGGCGAUGGUAGCUCAGCUAAACUGGAUGAGAAGACAAAGAAGCAUCGAUCAUUUAUACCACCGGAGGUUCCUGAGAACAAUCUUGGACUUGUGGCAAAGAUUCUAGCCGCUCGUGAAUGUAACAGCAAGGUGUUCCAGGAGACUCUAUCAGUUAUCAGCAACCUCUCUCCGAUUCCAGGGGCCAAGGAGAUAUUCGGCAGAGAACUUUUAGGGAUUGCUCAAGAUCUUGCGCAGUCCACCUUGAAGGAUCUCGCAAAUCUUACAGUCCAGGUCACGAAAUCGGAGUCGCCAACAGAUGUGCAGGGCGUGGCUCUAUCCAAAUUUUCUCCAGCGAGUUCUGACCAGACGAAACUCCUCCGGGCUCUCACUGCGCUUGAUUACCUCUUUGACCCAAGUCGCGAGAAUAAAGACAGACCUAAGGUUGACGGUGCUGAAGCUCUUGAGCCCUCGCAAAAGGAGGACAUUCUCCUUACUCUGUACGAGAACUCGACCUUCGGACCACUAUGGAACAAGCUGAGCGAGUGUCUGACCCUCAUACGCCAGCGGGGCAACAUGCUAAACAUUGCCACCAUUCUGCUUCCACUUAUUGAAGCGCUGAUGGUUGUGUGCAAGAAUACUACUUUGAAAGAUGCCCCGCACGGCAAAAUUCUCACCCCUGAACUUGUGCAUUUGAGUCCGCCUCCGGAGUUACGCAUGGAAAACUUGUUUUUCACGUUUACUGAGGAACACCGUAAGAUUCUCAAUGAUCUCGUUCGUCAGAAUCCGAAACUCAUGAGUGGGACUUUCUCAUUGUUGGUCAAGAAUUCUAAGGUACUCGAAUUUGACAACAAGCGCAAUUACUUUAAUCGGCGUCUCCAUACACGCACCAACGAGCGAGAGCGACAUCCCCAUCCCCCAUUGCAGCUCGCGGUUCGCCGAGACCAAGUGUUCCUAGAUUCAUUCAAGUCCCUGUACUUUAAGACCGCUGACGAAAUGAAGUACGGAAAGCUCAGCAUUCGGUUCCAUGGCGAAGAAGGUGUGGAUGCAGGAGGUGUCACUCGGGAAUGGUUUCAAGUAAUUGCACGGCAGAUGUUCAACCCAGACUACGCCUUAUUCGUACCUGUGGCAGCAGAUCGAACUACUUUCCACCCAAAUCGGCUGAGUUCCAUCAAUCCGGAACAUCUAAUGUUCUUCAAGUUCAUUGGUCGAAUUAUCGGCAAAGCACUCUACGAAGGUCGCGUUCUCGACUGCCACUUUAGUAGGGCAGUCUACAAGCGCAUCCUUGGUAGACCGAUCAACCUUAAAGAUAUGGAGUCACUAGAUCUCGAGUAUUACAAAUCUCUCCAGUGGAUGCUUGAAAACAGUAUCGAGGGUGUGAUGAGCGAGACGUUCUCUGUAGACGUUGAGGCUUUUGGCGAAGUUCAGACUGUGGACCUCGUAGAGAAUGGUCGGGAAGUCCCUCUCACGAACGAAAAUAAGCAUGAGUAUGCUCGCCUCGUUACGGAACAUCGCUUGACGGGAUCUGUGCAAGAACAACUGGAAAACUUCCUCAAGGGCUUCCACGACAUCGUUCCCGCCGAACUUAUCGCGAUCUUCAGCGAACAAGAGCUUGAGCUUUUAAUCUCAGGUCUGCCGGAUGUCAACGUUGACGACUGGAAGAACAACACUGAGUAUCACAAUUAUACGGCUGCAUCUCCACAAAUCCAGUGGUUCUGGCGUGCUGUCCGAUCGUUCGACAAAGAGGAGCGCGCUAAAUUGCUCCAAUUCGUUACGGGCACCAGCAAGGUCCCUCUCAACGGAUUCAAGGAGCUGGAGGGCAUGAACGGCUUCUCGAGGUUCAAUAUUCAUCGUGACUAUGGCAGCAAAGAACGUCUGCCUUCUUCACAUACUUGCUUCAACCAACUAGAUCUUCCGGAAUACGAUACCUACGAAGAUCUUCGCAAACAAUUGUACACUGCCAUGACAGCUGGAGGCGAGUACUUCGGCUUUGCCUAAAUGCUUUUCUACCGAGAGUGAAAACAGGUUAGAGUUGGCGAUGAUGGGAGGAAGUUGCAGAUUGCGCAUACGGGGAGAUUCAAAGGCGUCUCGUUCUAGGAGUGGACUAUAUUGCAUUGCAGGCGUCUUUGGAAGGGUACGAGCAACGGGGAUAUCAUUCAUGCUCUGCACUUGGAGGAUGAGAUAUCCGGGUCGAGGUUCUACCCAGUCUAGUUGUACGAGCAUAAAAUGGCGAUGGAUAGGAUGAGUACGGAAGCAUAGCGUGGCUUAUUUGAUGAUGAAAGCGAACAGGGAGGAUUGGGUGACUACUAGGUUCUGUGGUUUAUGGACGAUGGCUAGGAGUGCAGGCCUGGAUUCAUCUGAAGUGGACCUUUGGUGCAGUAGGGGUGUGUAUGAUUGUUCUUCUCUCUUUG